CCCAUUCCGUCCAAAAGAGUCAGAUGCGCUUCAUGUGUGUCUCAUUCAGCAUCGUGACCUAUCGCCUCUGUGCAAGUGCAAAGCAACUCAAGGAUGGCUGGCUGGCGUGCGGAUCAGAAAGACCUAUAGCCUGGCGGCCCGAGUUGCAUGAGGGCACAGCUCAUAGAACGUCACUUUGCCGUAUCGCUCAUCGUGCAGUGCUCUUAGAAUGAAGAGAACAAUGUAAGGUAACAAGCCGCAGAUUAGUGAGGCAGAGGCAGACAGGAGAGUCACCAGCCUGUAUUUCACCACACCGGACUCCUUCUCGCUCCUCAAGAUCGGCAGGUUGUGCAGCCGCACAGAAAUCUUCAAGACAUGACACACACACACGCAGAGACCCAUAGAGACACGACAUUGGAGCCGCUCCCUUUUGAUGUGCCUGCCCACCAUGAACAGGACGACUUCGCAUGCCAUCUCGAUGGCGACGAGAAGACACAGCCCGCCCAGCCUCUCGAACAGCCGCGGCAGCGAGGGAGACAGCAGCUGCUCCAUCGAUAUGAGUAACAGAUUGAUGAAAACCAUUAAGAAGCUCUCGGUCUGAUUGUAGGCAUGAGUUUGGUCCGCCAAUGCACGAAGGUAUCGUGGCUUGACGUCGAAGGCGAUGAACUAUGUGGCACACACACAUUCACACACAAAGGAGACUCGUGUACAUACAUUGUAUAACUGGCUCCAUGUGUGGGCUGACAUUGGAUUGAAGAUCGAGUGUCGACGUCAUAGACGAUACCCUGCUGGCUGACCGGGGCCUUCGUCGGCCAGCCCUCAUGACUUGCUGAUAGUGCUGACUGGGCGACCGGCGCGGUGUCUCGGCUGAGCUCAAUCGACUCAUGGACUUGCGCGAUUCCUCCCAGCUCACUGCUGGCGUGCUGAAUGCGUCGCUGCUUGUUGAUUCAGCCAUCAGAUGGGGACAGUCCGCAGCCUUGGGAGCUUUGCAUGUCUCAGCCUUUUCUGCCUCCGGGGUUGACUGGGCAUCCCGACUGAGCAUUCGGAUGAUGUUAGCGUGGAGUAUGUCAGCAUAGGGCACCACCAGAUCGCCAAGGAGAUCGUAGAGGGCGAACGAGAAAGACGAUAUGAUCUUGCUGCUAAGAUUCUCCAUCUUCGCCUGUUGUAAGAAGGGCAGAGACAUGAGGUACACACGGCUGUCUGCUGAUGCAUGGUGCGGGCAUACAUGCCUGGAGUAGCCGCGGCAGGAAUAGUGACCCGAAGCCGACGUAGAGCAUAAUAGCGUAGUUGCGCAGCGGCGGGCCGUCGCGCAUCUUUCUGAUUGUUCCACCGGCCACGGCCACCAAAGGCCAGGAGAUCAGCAGACACAAAGACGCCACUCGGGCCCUCUCGGUGUCCGUCGUGGCCGCCUCUGCCUGUUUUACAAAAAGUAGUGACCAGAGCGUUAGGGCGACGACCGAGAGCAGCAGGACGAAGAACAUUUGCAGCGCAUAGAGCCACCUAUGUUUGACGCCCUCCAU
Molecule: messenger RNA, 1499 nt
Organism: Vitrella brassicaformis
Lineage: Eukaryota; Vitrellaceae
Source: the annotation of a GenBank genome assembly